Anopheles coustani is the source of this 1486-nucleotide messenger RNA. RefSeq lists its product as uncharacterized. The transcript is spliced from 4 exons. Gene Ontology annotation, biological process: intracellular copper ion homeostasis; copper ion transmembrane transport. Gene Ontology annotation, molecular function: copper ion transmembrane transporter activity. Lineage: Eukaryota; Metazoa; Arthropoda; Insecta; Diptera; Culicidae. The record is from RefSeq and is a predicted model, not a curated record. Gene Ontology annotation, cellular component: plasma membrane. The coding region runs from base 462 to 1097 and encodes 211 amino acids.
GCCGUUUAGGUUUUCUUUACGUUCACUUUAUCAAAACACUGUGCAAAGUGCUUCGCGCGCGAGUGGUACAACUACGCCCUUGGCGCGCUGACGCUUGCUUUGUUGGAGUGACCAAAUGGCCUGCGAACGGUAGUGCAAUUUAUAAACAACAAUAAGGGACACAGCAUCCAUGUUGGAGCAAUACAAGUGAUAAGGGAUAGUUUAGCUAAAAUUGUUAGCUUAUGUAGGUGGCGGGCGUGCAUGAAAGGAGCGUAGAAUUGGAACACACAAGUGCUCUUUUGUGUCGCAAAACAAAUAUUAUCGUAAGUUUCCAACAAGAACACCAUUGAGUUGGAACUUUUUCGGGAGGAAGGGCAAGUAGCCAGACUAUCGUUGCAAUUGAACGAAUCUCUCCAUCGCUUCGGGAUUACUUCACUGGACAAACCCACGCGUUCGACAAUCUAGCCGAGAACAGCAGCACAAUGAUGCACAUGUCCUUCUGGUGGGGCUCUGACGUUGGCGAUGUGUUCUUCUCCGGGCUCACCGUCAAUGGCACCGGACCGAUGGUGGCACUCUGUUUAACGCUUGGCGCACUUUCCGUCGCGUACGAAGCAUUUAAGAUACAUGGAGCGAAGGUUCGCGCGCGUACAGCCCGAGAACGUUUCCGUGCUGCCUCCUGCCCGCCGAGCGAAAGUGCGACGCUUUUAUCGCUGGAGGGCAGCGUAGGUCAGGGACCACUGUCCGGUGGUCCCUUGACGCGAAGGAUCGGCAUGUUGCUGUCGGAAGCUAUCGUUUUCCUGUUCCACAGCAUGCUCGGAUACGCGCUCAUGCUGACUGUGAUGAUCUACAACGGGUAUCUAUUCGUUGCCGUUGUCGGUGGCAUGGGCCUGGGGUAUUUCCUGUUCGGCCACCUCUCGAUGAAGGUGAACAUGGAAAACUUUCAAGCGCAACGGACAAAGAUGAUCUGCACCACGCGCUGCCUGCAGCAGGAAUCUAUAAAUCCUUCCGCGUCAACUAGUCCCGUCGUCGUCCAGCAUCCUCAACCGUCGAUGCAUCUCGAAGAUGCCGAACAAUCCACCGGCCUAGCCGUAAGCGCCACGGUCCAUAACUGUCACUAAGCGAGUAAACUAGAAAGAGCGCUGCCACGUUCGUCCAGCAACACCGAUUACUGUUCCCUUGCUAAUCGGAUGGUAGUGACGAAGAGGGGAUAGCACAAAUACACCAGAUAGAAACAGUGAUUUUCAAGGUCUCGGUUCUGACCAGCAGUACAUUUCGAUGCUUUACUAUAUUUACCUGGUUGUUAAAGAGGUGCCAACAUUACCACGCUAAAGACAAUAUCUAGUAUGAGUGCUAUAAGUCUAUUCACUUUGUUAGUUUCUGUUUUAUUCAACUGAUUUGUGAUAUUUUUUGUUUCGAUUGUUAUUUUUUACAAAACUAAAAGAUUGAGAAACCACGAAGUAUAUUUUUUGCAUUGAAUCAAUAAAAGUUCAAAGGUAUUCGAUCGUUA